Molecule: messenger RNA, 3470 nt
Organism: Cuscuta europaea
Lineage: Eukaryota; Viridiplantae; Streptophyta; Magnoliopsida; Solanales; Convolvulaceae
Source: the annotation of a GenBank genome assembly
UCAACAUCCAUAUAACCUGCCGUGUGAAUCCAGCUCGUGAGAUUGCCCAUUCGCACCCUUCAAGGAAUUGAAACGAGUUCACAACAAGCGUAAUAUAUACCAGACGAAAGCUCAAAGAAGAAUGGGUUUGGGCGAAACUCAAGUAAGUCUGCGCAUAUGGCAUGGGGGAAUAUUUAAGAAGAAUCAAAUUGGAAGACUAGAAUACAUGGGAGGUUAGUUUAGGAUGUUUGAUAUAGAUGCAGGCGAGCUAUGUUGGUUUUGGUUAGAAGAAUUGGCUAAGAAAUGUGGGGACUAUUGUACAAUAGAUGCCAUUUACUACAUGGUGCCUAAUGUAACUUAUGAAGAUGGAUUACGAAGGGCAUAUCAUGAUGAUCAAGUCAGAGAUAUGAUAGCAUUAGUGUUAAAGACCAAGUGCAUUGACUGCUAUGUUAUUCAUGAAAUUGAUGUUCACGAUUUAAUUGAAGCCAUUGAAUAUGUGAAGCCUAGUGUUAUUCAUGGAAUUGAUGUUAUUCAUGUUAUCUAACAACAAAAAGAAGCUUAGUCCAAAGGGAGGAAGUAAGGGAAAGGGUGUUACCGAUGAGAUUUCUUCAACUUCUCUUCAAGAAAUUGCUAGGAAGAAAAAGAAUGAAAGUUCUUUCACACAGCCCUUGACAACUGAUUCAGAAGCAUUUGAGAGUGACAAACCAAACAGCCCUUUCACAUGGGAUGAAGAGGAAAACUCAUCUGACCUCUGUAUACUCCAACAACUCAAGAGGAGUACAUAAAUGGUGAAAGUUCUGAUUUGGAAGGUCUUAUUUCAAAUGAUGAAGACAUGGAGAACAUAGAGGAGGACUUGUUUGGAUAUGAGGGAGAUACCAGUGAUGAAGUAUGAAAGGGUGAGGGAAGAAGUAAAGGGGUGGAAUGCUAAGGUAUUGGGGAUUGCCAGUAGACUUCAAAAAUAAGCCGUUGAGGGAAAACUUCCAGGUCAAAGUCACAGAAGAAGUAAGACUCAUGUGCAAGAAAAUAAAGACAGUGAUUCUGCCUUUAAUAGUGAAUAUGAAGACACAGAUGAGGAGAUGUUAACACUAGAUGAAGAUGAAGAAAAAUACCAAUUGAAGAAAAGAAUGAGGGAAAGGAUUCCAGUGGUGAAUGAACACACAUAUUACAACAUAUUGGAGUGGAAAGUGGGGACCAGGUUUGAAAGCACGGAAAAAUUCAGAGAUGCACUGGUUAGGUUUGCAGUAGCCCAAAGGAGAAACCUAAUGUUCAGUGUAAGUGAUAAGAAAAGGCAGCAAAGGUUGGGUGCAAAAUGUGUGCCUGGGUGUCCCUUCAGGAUAUAUGCUAGUUGGUAUAGUAGGAGAGGCUCGUUUGUGGUGUAAUCAGUGGUGGGUGAUCACAUGUGUCACAGAAACAUGGAGGCUAAUAAACAGCUUGAAUCUUCAUGGGUAGCUAAACAGUUUCUAGAAGUUUUUAAAUCAAGACCCCAUUGGCCCGCUAAGGAAAUUAUUGAAACUGUAAGAAGGGCAUACCGAGUUGUUGUUAAGAAGAACUUUGUUUACAAAGUGAAGUACAUUGCCCAUAGAAAACUUCAUGGAAGUAUGAAGGAUCACUACAACAAACUAGGGAGGUACUUAGAGGCUCUGGCUCUUGCAAGUCCUGCUAGUCACCUCCAACUUGAACUUAAUCCGGAAUUGAGAGUACCCCCCGUAUUUUAGAGACUUUUUGUGUGCUUUGAUGGUGUUAAACAAGGAUGGUUACAAGGGUGUAGAAAAGUCUUGUGUGUGGAUGGAUGUUUUCUAAAAACAUUUCUAAGUGGUGUGUUGCUCUCAGCUAUUGGAAGAGAUGGAAAUGAGCAAAUAUAUCCUCUUGCUUGGGCAGUGGUAGAAGGGGAAAAUAGUGACAGUUGGGAGUGGUUCUUCAUUCAGCUUAACAAAUCAAUUGGUGAAACAGAUGGUUCUGAACUCACAAUAAUUUCUGAUGAACACCGGGUACAUCUGAUUAAUCCUUAUACUUGUCUUUGUACUUUAUGACAUUCUUCUUGUACUAAAUAUGUUUUACCAUUUUCAUAGACUAUUCUGAAUGGAGUUCAGAAAGUUAUACCUAGAGCAGAACACACUGUGCGAGGCACAUUUAUGCUAACUGGCACAAGAAUCAUAAAGGGGAUGAGCUGAAGAUGACUUUUUGGAAAAUAGUUAAAGCAUAUAAUGAGGCUGACUAUUAUGAUGCUUUGACUGAGAUGGAACAACUGAGCCCAACAGCCACACAAGCUUUCAAAGCCUAUGAUCCAAGAAGAUUCUGCAGGUUUUUUAUACAAACAAAGACCAAAUGUGAGGUCAUUGUUAACAACAUGGUCGAGACAUUCAAUGGUUAUAUUCUAAAUGCUAGAACAAAGCAUCUGAUCUUCAUGAUGGAAGACAUUAGGACAACUUUAAUGCAAAGGAUUGUUUAGAAAAGACAGCAAAUGGAAGUUAGUCACCACUUCAUAUGUCCUAGGAUACAUGGAAGAUUAGAAAAAGAAAAGGAAGAAGCAGCUAACUGUGCAGCAAUGCCAUCAUCUCUUAUGGUGUUUCAGGUGAGCCAUAAGAUGGAUAGUGUGACUGUGGAUCUGACAUCUAAGACCUGUACAUGUAGAAAAUGGGAAUUGACUGGAGUCCCAUGUUGUCAUUCCAUUGCUUGCAUGUUUUUUCUCCACCACGCCCUUGAAGAGUAUGUCCAUGAUUAUUACAAGAAAGAGACAUACAUGAAGGCAUACAUUGAUUCUAUCCCCCCAUGUUCUGGUGAAAGACAUUGGCCAAGAAAAGAGCUUGAUUUGGACCCUCCUCCAAUAAAAAUAGGGCCCGGGAGACCAAGGGAAAAUAGGAGAAAAGAUCCACAUGAAGAUCCAAAAAAACCUGGGAAGUUAACCAAGCAUGGAAUGGAGAUGUCUUGCAGCAUAUGUAAGUCCAAACAACACAAUAAAAGGAAAUGUCUUGAUAAAGACAAGACCACAUCCUCAAGUGUUCAAAACCAAGUCAAGAAACCAAGGGGAAGACCUAGGAAGCAUGGCAUACCUUCUGUUGAGACUGAAAGGCAACGUGAGUAUGGUAACGUGACUGCCCAACCAACACAGACUGGAAGAGGCGGGAAGGUAAUCAUGAGAGGAAGAGGGAGAGGAAAAGGGAGAGGGAAAGGCAUCCAGAUGCAGGUCCCUCGGGGUUUUGGUGUGUUCAUUGAUGGGCAAGGAAACACCAUUGUUAAUUCACCAUGUCAAGUUGGAGGUCCCAGACUGAUUUCAGGGAGUGGAUGUCCUCCUUCAAGCAACGCUAGUGCACCUCCUUGAAAGAAUGCAGUGAUUUGAAUGCAAUGAAGUUGUAAAAGAUGUUGUUUUCCAUUUGAAGUCCUUCAGUAUUGUUGUUUAGUGGAACUAUUAGGGAAUGAUGCAUGUAUUUCACUUUUCCUUGUUUAAUGUGAUUGUGGCGUGUAUUGACAAUUUGAAUGUGGUUCAUUCCAUC